AUGGCGUCAAGAGGCGCCGUCUUGCCGCUGCUGAGGCGCGAGAUGCGAGGCUCAUCCCGACUCGCACGUGUGAAUGCCACCAACCUCCCCAUUUCUAGUCGUAUCCCAUCGACAUAUCCUGCAGCUCUUCGAUCUCCUACUGCUCGUCGUCCCACGUCAUUCCUUCCAUCCACACAGAUUCGCGCCUUCUCGCAGUCCGUCAGCCGCCGCCAGACGGAGGAAGAUGGGCACUUUGACCCAAGGUCAAUCGAGCGCGAGUCAGACGAAGUGGAUGUCUGCAUCGUUGGCGGUGGUCCCGCUGGUCUGGCCGCGGCGAUUCGAUUGAAGCAACUCGCCAAUGACGCGGGCAAUGAGGACUUUCGUGUGAUUUUGUUGGAGAAGGCUGGCGAAUUGGGCGCUCACAUCGUCUCAGGCAAUGUCCUUGAGCCUACAGCCAUGAACGAGCUUCUUCCCGACUGGCUGGCCGAAGACAAUCCGUCCCGGUUUGAGGGCGCGACUCCCGCCAAGGGCGACAAGAUGCGCUAUUUGACCGAGAAGUCAUCUUUUCCUCUCCCUACGCCACCACAGAUGCACAAUCACGGUAACUACAUCAUCAGCUUGAACGAGUUGACAAAGUGGCUUGGCGAACGUGCGGAGGAGCUCGGCGUUGAGGUGUAUCCUGGAUUUGCCGCCAGCGAGGUUGUCUACAACAGCGAUGGCUCGGUCAAGGGUGUUGCGAACAACGACCUUGGUCUAGGCCGCGACGGCCGCCCCAAGGACAAUUUCGAGCGCGGCAUGGAGUUCCAUGCGCGGGUCACGCUUCUUGGUGAGGGAUGCCACGGUAGUCUGACCAAGCAGCCACAAACCUAUGCCCUGGGUAUCAAGGAGAUUUGGGAAAUUCAGCCCGAGAAGUUCAAGUCGGGCGAGAUCACUCACUCCAUGGGCUACCCGCUGCCCAAGGACACUUACGGUGGUGCAUGGAUGUACCAUUUUGGUGACAACAUGGUCAGCAUUGGCCUGGUGAAUUUCAAAAGGAAUGAAGCAGCAUCCCAUGUACCGGGAGGUUCUGGAGGGUGGAAAGUGCAUCUCCUACUGGGUGCUCGUGCGUCUGAACGAGGGUGGAUUCCAGUCCAUCCCCAAAUGCGCUUUCCCGGUGGCGCCUUGAUUGGAGACACGGCAGGUUUCCUGAAUGUGCCCAAGAUCAAGGAACCCACACCGCGAUGCGGUCAGGCAUGUUGGCGGCGGAAGCGACCUAUUCUGCUCUCCAAAACAAGGAUGAGGAACAGUAUUCCUUUCGACUAUGAAAAAGGCGCUUCGCGAUUCCUCCAUCUGGAAGGAAUUGUACGAGGUGCGCAACAUCCCCCCCUCCUUCAACAGCUGGCUCGGAUUCUGGGGUGGUCUGCUUUACUCUGGACUGGAGGCUAUGAUCUUCCGCGGCCCGUGUGCCUUGGACCCUCAACCACCACGGUACCGAUGCCGCCGCCACCAAGCCGGCCUCGGAGUGCCAAUAAGAUCGAGUAUCCCAAACCCGAUGGCAAAAUCACAUUUGACAUUCUGACAAGUGUGAGCCGCACGGGUACGAAUCACGAGGAGGACCAACCUGUCCACCUUCAAGUCAAGGACUGGGACGCUCACAAGGAUCUCGCCUGGCCGGUGUACAAGGGAGUGGAAAACCGCUUCUGUCCCGCGGGUGUGUACGAGUACGUCGAAGAUUCCAGCAAGCAGCAUGGCGUCCGAUUCCAAAUUAAUGCGCAGAACUGUAUUCACUGCAAGACCUGCGAUAUCAAGGUUCCCACCCAGGACAUCAACUGGCAGACUCCCCAAGGCGGCGAGGGUCCCAAAUACGUCAUGACCUGA
Messenger RNA from Penicillium oxalicum, 1836 nucleotides. RefSeq names its product electron-transferring-flavoprotein dehydrogenase. NCBI's taxonomy places the organism in Eukaryota, Fungi, Ascomycota, Eurotiomycetes, Eurotiales, Aspergillaceae. The transcript has 5 exons. Gene Ontology annotation, cellular component: mitochondrial inner membrane. Gene Ontology annotation, biological process: electron transport chain. The coding region runs from base 1 to 1836 and encodes 611 amino acids. The record is from RefSeq and is a predicted model, not a curated record. Gene Ontology annotation, molecular function: electron-transferring-flavoprotein dehydrogenase activity; iron-sulfur cluster binding.